Messenger RNA from Eutrema salsugineum, 4599 nucleotides. Its product is annotated as paired amphipathic helix protein Sin3-like 4. Gene Ontology annotation, molecular function: transcription corepressor activity. Lineage: Eukaryota; Viridiplantae; Streptophyta; Magnoliopsida; Brassicales; Brassicaceae. Bases 185 to 4219 code for a protein of 1344 amino acids. The record is from RefSeq and is a predicted model, not a curated record. Gene Ontology annotation, cellular component: chromatin; histone deacetylase complex. The transcript has 22 exons. Gene Ontology annotation, biological process: negative regulation of transcription by RNA polymerase II.
GUGUUUCCGUGUGCGGUAAGGAGGAAGCUUGUGCUUGUAGACUUGUGUCUCUACGCAAUUCGUGUUCUAAAGAUUUGAUAUCUAGUCAAAGAUCAAAGGGGUUUUAGUCGAGAGAUUGAAUUUGCUCAAAUCAGAAGACUUGUUGUUUCCUCGAGCUGCUUCAAGCUCUGGCCAAUUAGAAACCAUGGUUGGAGGAGGGAGUGCACAGAAGCUAACAACAAAUGAUGCGCUUGCAUACCUCAAGGCUGUCAAGGAUAAAUUUCAAGAUAAACGCGAAAAGUACGAUGAGUUUCUUGAGGUCAUGAAAGAUUUCAAAGCUCAAAGAGUUGAUACUAGUGGUGUCAUCUUGAGGGUGAAAGAACUCUUCAAGGGUAACCGAGAACUGAUUUUGGGAUUCAAUACUUUCUUGCCAAAGGGAUUCGAGAUAACCCUCUUACCCGAGGAUGACCAACCUCUACCAAAGAAGCCUGUUGAGUUUGAGGAAGCUAUUAGUUUUGUCAACAAGAUUAAGACAAGGUUCCAAGGCGAUGACCGUGUAUACAAAUCGUUUUUAGACAUUUUGAAUAUGUAUAGAAAGGAAAACAAGUCCAUUACUGAUGUCUACCAGGAGGUGGCUAUCCUUUUCCGGGACCAUGAAGAUUUGCUUGUGGAGUUCACUCACUUUCUCCCUGAUACUUCAGGAACUGCCUCUACUAAUGAUACUGUAAAAAUGUCAAUACGUGAUAGAGGCAUUAAAUCUCUUCCCACCAUGCGGGACUCUGACAAGAAGGAACGGAUUAUUACUCCACAUCCUGACCGCGACCUCAAAGCUGAACAUAUGGACAUAGACCAUGAAAGAUCUUUGAUGAAAGAAAGUAAAGAAGAAAUUAGACGCAUUGACAAAAUGACUGAUUACAUGGAUGACAGAGACAGGAGAGGUUAUGGAAUAGAUAACAGAGGUCUUGAACACGAUAGCCAGAAAGAGCAGUUCCUCCACAGUAAAAAGAAGCUGACACUUAAGGAUGAUGAUUCUCCUGAGAUUUCAAAUCAGGCUAGAGAAGGAGACAAGUUUUGUGGAGCCAUUGCCACUUCAUCUACUUAUGAUGAUAAAGGUCAUAUCCAUGAACUUGCUUUUGUUGAUAGAGUGAAGGCAAAGCUUAAUACCUCUGACUACCAAGAGUUCUUACGAUGUCUUAAUCUCUUUUCAAAGGAGAUAAUCAGCCAACCAGAGUUGCAGUCUUUGGUGGGCGAUUUAAUUGGAGGAUAUCCAGACCUUAUGGAUGCCUUCAGAGUCUUUUUGGUUCAGUGUGAAAAGAACGAAGGAUUACUCUCUGGUAUCGUAACUAAGAAGUCCUUGUGGAGUGAUGGCAAAUGUCCUCAACCUACGAAGUCACAGGACAAAGAUACUGACCGAGAACGUGAGAAGCUUGAAAGGUUUAGAGAAAGAGACCGUGAGAAGGAGAGGCUUGAAAAGGCGGCAGCGAGCCAGAAAUGGGCUAAACCUAUCAGUGAACUGGAUCUUUCAAACUGUGAACAAUGCACUCCUAGUUAUCGGUUACUUCCAAAGAAUUACCCAAUUCCUAUUGCAAGCCAAAAAAUGGAGAUUGGUAGCCAGGUGCUUAAUGACCAUUGGGUCUCCGUCACUUCAGGAAGUGAAGACUAUUCAUUUAAACACAUGCGCAAGAACCAGUACGAAGAGAGCCUCUUCCGAUGUGAAGAUGACAGGUUCGAGCUAGACAUGCUAUUAGAGUCUGUGAACUCGGCUACGAAUCGAGUGGAAGAGUUAUUGGCAAAGAUUAACAGUAAUGAACUGAAAACAGAUACUCCCAUAUGUAUCGAGGAUCACCUCACAGCUCUAAACCUAAGAUGCAUAGAACGGUUAUAUGGAGACCACGGGCUCGAUGUGAUGGAUUUGUUAAAGAAGAAUGCCUAUCUUGCUUUACCUGUAAUACUGACCCGUUUGAAACAGAAGCAAGAGGAGUGGGCAAGGUGUCGCUCUGAUUUUAACAAAGUCUGGGCUGACAUAUAUACCAAGAACUACCACAGAUCACUUGACCAUCGCAGUUUUUAUUUCAAACAGCAGGACUCAAAGAAUCUGAGCACGAAAGCGUUGCUUGCAGAGAUAAAAGAGAUUGCUGAGAAGAAGCGUGCAGAAGAUGAUGCACUUCUUGCUCUUGCGGCUGGAAAUAGACGUACUAUUUGCUCCAACAUGAGUUUUGAUUAUCCAGAUCCUGAUCUUCACGAAGAUCUGUAUCAGCUGAUCAAGUAUUCAUGUGGAGAAAUGUGUUCAACCGAGCAGUUAGAUAAGGUAAUGAAGGUAUGGACAGAAUUUCUGGAACCAAUGUUUGGUGUUCCUUGUCGCCCUCAAGGUGCUGAAGACCGAGAAGAUGCUGUCAAGUCUACGAAUCAGAAUCUAAAAAGUGGUAGCCCAAGCGAGGGCAGUCCUCAAAAUGGAGCUAGUGUUGCCAACUCAGUCCGGUCAAAUGGCCCUCGAAAAGCCAGUGAAAGUAAUCAAUUGCGGCAAGCUAGUGAUUUGGAUAGAGAUGUCACUGCGAGUAAGACCUCAGAUGCCUUAUUAUCAUGUGACAACACUCAGAAUGAUAAAAUGCCGAAGAAUCUAACCACACAUGACGAAAAGCUCGAAACCAAACAAGCUGUUUCUUCUAUUGAACGUAUGCAUAGCUCAAAUGCACCGCCUGUGGAUGGAUUGCUACCUCAAAGGAAUGGAAAAACCAGCAUUUUAUCCAUUGCCGGGCUUAGCAAUAGUAAUCCAAAACCUAGUGCUGUAACCAAUGGAACAGAGAUGGAGUUGAAGCCAAACCACGUAAACGGGCCACGCUUAGAGGUAUUUUCAAAUGGGACAUUGGCCGAGAUAUCAAGUACUCAGACCAAAGUCGAAAGAGAGGAGGGUGAGCUUUCUCCAACAGGGGAUUUUGGGGAAGAUAAUUUUGCAGUUCAUGCAGAGAAUGACGUGGAGGCUCUCAGCAAAGGUAAAGAGAUUGCUGGAAACAACUUAAACCAGAGGAGUAGUGGAGAGAAUGAUGCUAAUGGCAAUGAAGAAGAAGGGGAUGAAAGUGCCCCAAGAUCAUCAGAUGGAAGCGGAAACACAUCCCAGAAUGGUGAUGUUUCUGGAACUGAGUCUGGUGAUGGUGAAGAUUGUUACCCUGAAGAUGAUAUGGAACAUAAUAACAAGGCAGAAAGCGAAGGUGAGGCAGAAGAAGGCAUGUCUGAUGCUCAUGAUGAUGCUGCAGGAGAUAAGGCUGUGUUGCCCAUUUCAGUGAGAAACAUGCUACAUGUGAAGCCUCUGGCAAAGUAUGUCCCUCCAGCUUUGCGCGAUAAGGACAAAGAUGAAUCUCAGAAGAGCUCUCGAGUGUUUUAUGGGAAUGAUUCGUUUUACGUUCUUUUCAGGCUUCAUCAGAUUCUGUAUGACAGAAUAUUAUCAGCAAAAAUCAAUUCAUCGUCUCCAGAGAGAAAGUGGAAGACCUCAAAUUCAACAAACCCUGCGGAUUCAUACGCCAGAUUCAUGAAUGCUCUCUACAACUUGCUUGAUGGCACAUCUGAUAAUUCAAAAUUUGAAGAUGAUUGCCGAGCAAUUAUUGGAACGCAGUCAUAUGUUCUCUUUACAUUGGACAAACUGAUCUAUAAGCUCAUCAAGCAUCUCCAAGGAGUAGCAGCUGAUGAGAUGGACAACAAACUACAACAGCUAUAUUCAUAUGAGAAAACCCGGAAGCCUGAAAAGUUUCUCGAUGCUGUUUAUUAUGAAAAUGCUCGUGUUCUUCUUCCUGAUGAAGAUAUAUACCGCAUCGAAUGUAAACUAUCUACACCAACCAAACUCUCUAUUCAGCUUCUGGACUACGGAUAUGAUAAGCCUGAUGUGACCUCCAUAUCCAUGGACCCAGCUUUUGCUGCUUACCUUCACAAUAACUUCCUUUCCUAUCAAUCCAAUGUGAAAGAAAAUCCUCGAAUCUAUUUAAAACGGAAUAAGCGUAAAAAUGGUGGUGACGAUGAACUGUGCAUCACGGAUCGAGUUAAGAUUAUUAACGGUUUGGAAUGCAAGAUCACAUGCAGUUCUUCAAAGGUCUCGUAUGUGUUAGACACAGAGGAUGUUUUGCAUCGUGCUAAGAGGAGGAAAGUUUUGAACCAAAGCGGCUCAGCUCUCAGACAGGACCCUGUUUCCAGUGGUUCUUUAAUUAACCAAAGGAGGAUACAAAGAUACCAAAAACUUCUCACCGGCCAAUGACAUUUCGCAGUUACCACCAUCAGAAUUCAGAAGCUCGGGAAUAGAGCAACUUCACAUUCUUUUAGAGACACAAGGUUGCCAUUCUCUGGUUGUUUCGGCAUUGAGCUUUGUCAGGAGAGAAGAAAUUUAAGAUUGCUCUCACUUCUGUUGCUGGCUCUGGUCCCUGUUGAAAUAUCACAGAAAAUAAAGAGGGAAAGAGGGGAGAUUCGAAGGAAUAUACUGAAAGGACUAGCUGCCCAGGACUUCAAGUCUUUUUUCCAGAAUUGUGUAUAUAUGCUUUUGUAUGUUGUUGUAACAUUAACUCAAAAUUCCUCUUUUGUUUACUCCUAUUCUUUCCCAACAAUUAAUCACCUGAAUGGAAAUUUGUUCUGUAUCCCCAA